This is a messenger RNA of Physcomitrium patens, 2524 nucleotides long. The record is from RefSeq and is a predicted model, not a curated record. NCBI's taxonomy places the organism in Eukaryota, Viridiplantae, Streptophyta, Bryopsida, Funariales, Funariaceae.
AAACUGAUUCUCUCAUCACACUCUCUCUCUCUCUCUCUCUCUCUCUCUCACAUACGCAGUGAUUUCGACCUUGUUAGGUUUGUGGGAUUUUUGGGAUGUUUUUAAUAGUGGAUUUUGGCGAUUUGGUCAGGAAAUGGACAGUUGUCGAGUGGUUCCGUGGAUUUUUCCUGUGUUGCGAAGAGGUUUAGGAACUGCCGAUGGGUUUUGAGUCUAGAGAAUUUUGGUCUGAUUUCAUGGUUCGUAAUUUGGUAGUGGAUAGGUGAGGUGGGUACUUCGAGAGAUAAACUCUGAACGUCUCUUUGAUGCUCGAAUCUUUGUCCCCUGUGACUUGUCGCCGAAUAUUUGAUUGAAAAUUCCUCGACGAAGUUGUUAUCCGAGCGGGAGAGCUCAUUGUUUGAUCUCGAGUCUAGGGGGUAUCAAUUCUGUUUGCACAAACAUGGCCGCUGUGCUGACAAUUAUCGCUUCUGAUUUGAGUUCGUCAUGUAAUAAGUGCAAAUACUCUGCUAUAAUUUUAGGAACCUCAGAAUGUUGGCAAUUGUUACUGAGAAUGAGAAAGACGACCGAGGAAGAGUCACUGAAAGUCCAGUUCUAGUCGAACUUUUCGUGAGGGUUUCGUUCCAUUUUCGUAUAGCCACUGUGAUGAAGAGUUCCUCAUUUUGUUUGCAUUGCAGAUUUGUACAGUUGAGAGCCAAGGCUUGGAAUGUAGUUCUCAGCAGACGAAUAAGCUGCUCAUACAGGGAGGCAUUGUGGUCAAUGCGGACUUUCAACAGCAAGCCGAUGUGUACAUUGAGCAUGGCAUUAUCAAACUUGUGGCGCCUAAUCUCAAGGCGGUUGAUGGUGUUCGAGUUAUCGAUGCAACAGGAAAAUUCGUCAUGCCAGGAGACUUGCGAUGACUACUUCAGUGGACAAGCAGCAGCUCUAGCGGGAGGCACCACCAUGCAUAUCGACUUCGCUCUCCCCGUGGACGGAAACCUUGCAGCUGGUUAUCAAGCCUGGAUGAAGAAAGCUGAAGAGUCGUGCAUGGAUUAUGGGUUUCAUAUGGCAAUCUCCAAAUGGAAUGAUGAUGUUGCUAAGGAUAUGGAUUGGCUUGUCAAAGAGAAAGGGAUCAACUCCUUCAAGUUCUUCAUGGCUUACAAGGGCUCAUUGAUGGUUUCGGAUGAGGAAAUUAUUCAGGGCUUUAAGAAAUGUAAGGAACUUGGAGCCGUUCCACAAGUGCAUGCUGAGAAUGGUGAUGCAGUCGAGGAAGGUCAGAAUCGAAUGAUUCAGCUUGGUAUUACUGGACCUGAAGGACAUUCUCUUUCUCGACCCUCUAUGCUCGAAGGAGAAGCUACGGGAAGAGCUAUCCGAUUGGCUAAAUUUGUCAACACACCCCUCUAUGUAGUUCAUGUCAUGAGCAUUGAUGCUCUUGAUGAGAUUUCUCGAGCACGGCAUUCUGGGCAACGUGUGAUAGGAGAGCCAGUAGCAAGUGGAUUAGCGCUGGAUGACUCAAAAACUUGGGAUCCUGAUUUUAAGAUCGCUGCCCAGUAUAUUAUGAGCCCCCCUCUUCGACCUGCUGGUCACAAGGAAGCUCUUCAAGCGGCCUUGUCCUCGGGAAUCCUUCAGUUAGUGGCUACAGAUCAUGCCCCUUUCAAUUCAACUCAGAAGGCGCUUGGAAAGCAUGACUUUCGGGUGAUUCCUAAUGGUGUUAAUGGGAUUGAGGAGCGAAUGCACAUUGUAUGGGAUACCAUGGUGGUAAUGACCUCCCUGCACCCUUUCCAUAAUUCCGGCAAAAUUUCACCGAUGGACUAUGUCCGCGUUACUAGCGCUGCAUGUGCCAAAAUAUUCAAUAUUUAUCCGCGGAAAGGAGCGGUGCUGCCAGGCUCUGAUGCAGACAUUAUCAUUUUGAACCCAAAUGCAACUACUACUAUAUCCGCGAAAACACACCACUCAAGGAUAGAUACCAACGUCUAUGAAGGCUGGAUCAUGAAGGGGAACAUUGAAGUAACAGUCAGCCAAGGAAAUGUGGUGUGGGAGAAAGGCACGCUUAAUGUACACCGUGGAAAAGGCCGCUACGUUUAUAUGAAGCCAUUCAGUUACCUUUUCGAUGGUCUUGACAAGCUAGAUGCUACUUACUUGACUUCGUUGAGAGCUCCUGUCCACCGAGCUGCUUGAAAUUUGAUGGUGGAUGAGACGGACUGGCUGCAGAGGCAAGCGGGAGUUGAAUCCCAAUCCUACUGAUUAGAAAAAGAACUCUCUGGUAUUGCUGAGCAAAAUGCUCUGCCAGCCUCCAAUCAGGAAAUUCAGGUGAAUACUUAGGCUCUCCAGCAUGAAUCCUUAUGAUACCGUCUUUCCUCUGUCAUGGCUAUAGAUUUAGAUGUGCUUGUAAUUAUUAUUCCUAGCAGAGAAUAAUCUACUUAUCUUCUUGUCAAGUGAACCUUGUGUGCGAACAACGCUGUAGAAAUGUAUCUUAUUCUCAGAUCCGAGUUUGUAAAGAGAAAUAUGCUAUCUUCUUUUGUGUGCAGCAAUGCAGUUUCUAUAUGUAUCA